AUGGUGGCUGUGUCGGGGCCGAUUACGCCUGGGCAGGUGUCAUUUUUGCUUGGUUUUAUCCCAAUCUUUAUUGCAUGGAUAUACUCAGAGUUCCUGGAGUACAGGAAGUCUUCAACUCCUGCCAAAGUUCAUUCAGACAACAACCUGGAUGACUUAGGAAAGGAUGCCAUCAAAGAAGACGAUCGAGCAGUAUUGUUGGAAGGAGGUCUUACGAGAUCGACCUCAACGAAAUUCCAUGUUUCAUCCAUCAAAAUGAAUUUAAUCAGGUUCUUGACCAUGGAUGAUGCUUUCUUGCUGGAAAACAGAGCAACUUUGAGAGCAAUGUCUGAAUUUGGGGCACUUUUGGUGUACUUUUACAUAUGUGAUCGCACAAAUGUGCUGCCAGAUUCUACUAAGACAUACAACCGCGACCUCUUUCUGUUUCUCUACUUUCUCCUCAUUAUAGUAUCAGCGAUGACUUCUUUUAAGAAGCAUAGUGACAAGUCAGCAUUCUCCGGGAAAUCCAUUAUGUACCUGAACAGGCAUCAGACUGAGGAGUGGAAAGGAUGGAUGCAGGUCCUAUUCUUAAUAUAUCAUUACUUUGCCGCGGCAGAGAUAUACAAUGCUAUACGAGUCUUUAUUGCUGCUUAUGUUUGGAUGACUGGGUUUGGAAACUUCUCUUACUAUUACAUCAGAAAAGAUUUUAGCGUAGCACGCUUUGCUCAGAUGAUGUGGCGGCUUAAUUUCUUUGUGGUGUUCUGCUGUAUUGUUCUUAACAAUGAUUACAUGCUAUACUACAUCUGCCCAAUGCAUACGCUUUUCACUUUGAUGGUGUAUGGAUCUCUGGGUAUCUUUAACAAGUACAACGAAAACAGUUCAGUGAUGGCAGUGAAAAUUCUUUCCUGCUUCCUUGCUGUAAUCCUGAUCUGGGAAGUCCCUGGAGUUUUCGAAAUCCUCUGGAGUCCUUUAGCAUUUAUGUUAGGGUACACUGAUCCUGCUAAGCCUGAUUUCCCUAGACUCCAUGAAUGGCACUUCAGAUCCGGACUUGAUCGGUACAUAUGGAUCAUUGGAAUGAUAUAUGCUUAUUAUCACCCGACUGUUGAAAAAUGGAUGGAGAAAUUGGAAGAAGCCGAAACAAAGAAGAAACUCACAAUCAAGACAGGAGUCGUGGCAGUUACUGUAUUUGUCGGAUAUAUGUGGUAUGAAUAUAUUUACAAAAUGGACAAGGUAACCUACAACAAGUUCCACCCAUAUACAUCAUGGAUUCCCAUCACUGUAUACAUAUCCCUGCGUAAUUUCACUCACCAGCUCCGGGGUUGCUCUUUGACUCUCUUUGCUUGGCUUGGGAAGAUAACUUUGGAGACAUAUAUUUCACAGUUCCACAUCUGGUUGAGAUCAAACAUGCCCAACGGACAGCCAAAGUGGCUUUUAUCAUUCAUCCCAGGGUACCCAUUGUUGAAUUUCAUGCUCACCACUGCCAUUUACGUCCUGGUUUCUCAUCGGCUUUUUGAUUUGACAAACACAUUGAAGUCGGUUUUCAUCCCAACGAAAGAUAACCGGCGGUUGUUCUACAAUUUUGUCGCUGGAGCUGCAAUUUCAUUGUUUUUGUACUGUUUCUCACUUAUUCUUCUUCAGAUCCCUCAUUCGCCCGUAAGUCCUUGA
Molecule: messenger RNA, 1641 nt
Organism: Linum trigynum
Lineage: Eukaryota; Viridiplantae; Streptophyta; Magnoliopsida; Malpighiales; Linaceae
Source: the annotation of a GenBank genome assembly